AUGGAACUGCGGUAUGCCGUCGGCACCAUGACAGUUGUUAUGCGAUCGCUCGCUUGCAUAACAAUAGACAUCGCUACGAGGUACCAAACACAUUACGUGUAUCUGCUACACCCUUCAUACGAUCCAGGUGAUGUACUGAAUACUUACAAAUACUUUCUGAACGAAAUCAAUGCUAAAAUCUACAUGAAGACGUUGAUCAAAAGCAUGGAAGAUAUGGCACGUAUACCACAUACGCCCUUUCAGCAUCUGCAUGUCAUAUACACCAGCGAUAUAGACACACACGGUCUUCUUAUGAAGAUUUCGACCUCAAGCAAACUAUCGAACAGAAGAUGGCUCGUGUUCCUGGACUCGGAAACGACAGUGAAAGACUUCUUCGCCGACAUUCACUUACCGAUGGACUGCGAGUUUCUAGUCGCACAGCGCUGCCUUGACGAAGAUGUGGAAUUCUCGAUAACAGGCGUAUACCAUGUGCAUCCGACAGGAGCACUACAGAUGUACGCUUUAGGCAACUGGAGUUCUGGUAGAGGCCUAACUUGGAUCGACAUCCCAAUGCACCACCGAAGGCGAGAUCUCCAGGGAAUCAUCCUCAAAGGAGCUUUCAUUCCAGACGCUCCAUAUGUUAUCAGCAGAAAUAUCAGCGGAAGAAAACCGUACGACCUCUCCGGUUUCUCCUUAGUGUUCUGGAACUUACUGCAAGAACUGGCGAACUUCACAUUAGAAUAUCACAUCCCUGAAGACAAUUCCUACGGGUCUGAUGAGGGAAAUGUCUCUUGGAGUGGAAUUCUGGGAAUGGUAAUAAAGAAGGAAGUCGACGUUGGAAUCAACGUGUUCCAGUUGGCAAGUCACCGCAUGACGGCCGUCGGUUUCCUGCCUCCAAUCUUCAAUUCAAAAGUUUAUGUAUACAUCCGACAAACUGACCCGACAAAAAAGUCUCUCAUCCGGAUGUUGUCACCAUUCAGCACUGGGCUGUGGGGAGCCAUCCUUGUCACCAUUUCGCUGCUCCUGCUAACUCAGAGAGCAAUAUUCAACAUCGGCGUUCACUUCGAGCUCCAAGAAGAGACUGACUGUCAGCUCCUAGACGCCUGGCUCUACAUACUCGGAAUAUUCUGCCAACAAGGUCACAGGACUAUCCGCCUCUCAUGGUCCUCUCGUCUGGUGUAUCUAACAGCAUAUUUCAUUGCGCUUGUCCUGCUAGUCACGUAUUCUGCUACAUUCAUCUCUUCGCUGGCUGUGAGCAGGCAAGACUUGCCCUUCUCAACGUUUGAAGACAUCCUCAAGGACGGUACACUGAAGGUUGGGGUCAGAGGCAAGUCUUCACACGAAGACUAUUUUAAGAAGUCUUCAAAUCCAAUACUGAAAUCGGUGUACGAAAAGAUGAUAAAACCAAACACGGAAACGCAGCCCAAGAGUUUUGAGGAAGGGUUACAACGUGUCUGCAAAGAAAGUAAAGUUGGAUUUGUAGUUGCGCAGGCUACAUUCCGAGGACUCAUGCAGAAUGUACCAUGCACGAUUGUGGAAGUUCCUAAAGCCUAUUACACAACAACGGUUUCCUUCAUCAUCAAUGGAGAAAGCCCUUACAAGAGGCUCUUCGCAGGACUGAUUCAAGACAUGAGAAGGUCAGGGAUUUUGCGACGAAUAGACACAAAUUUCUGGACGCCCAAACUCGAGGAAACCCUACUGGAGCCACCGAAGGGCGUGACCUUUGAAACAGUGAUGGCAUACUUCGUGCUUCUAGCUUCAGGGAUUUUGAUCUGUAUACUGAUUCUAGUGGUGGAAAUGGGCUGUCGAAAGCGAUGAAUAUUUAUCCAAAAUAUGUCCUCUCCUACUUUUCUUAUUCCUUCUCUUCUUGUCUUCUUUCUUUUCAGUUCGC
This is a messenger RNA of Cryptotermes secundus, 1870 nucleotides long. Its product is annotated as probable glutamate receptor. Gene Ontology annotation, cellular component: membrane. The record is from RefSeq and is a predicted model, not a curated record. Gene Ontology annotation, molecular function: glutamate-gated receptor activity. The transcript has 10 exons. NCBI's taxonomy places the organism in Eukaryota, Metazoa, Arthropoda, Insecta, Blattodea, Kalotermitidae. Bases 1 to 1797 code for a protein of 598 amino acids.